AUGGGAAGGAAGCUGGACGCUCUACUAGGAAGGAAGUCGAGGCAGAUGUCGAAGCUGAAGACCCUGCUGGGCCUCACCGUCUCCCGCCUGGCCGUCCUCCGCAACCGCCGUCAGGUCCGGUGCAACCAGGCGCGCACCGACGUCGCCCAGCUACUCCAGCUCGGCCACGUCGACCAUGCCCUCCUCCGCGUGGAGCAUGUAAUCAAGGAGCAGAACAUGGUGGACGUGUUCGUUAUGUCGGAGCACUAUUGCCAACUGCUGAUCGAGAGAUUUGUGCUCUUGGAUCACAAGGAGUGCCCGGAGGAGCUGCGGGAGGCGAUCUCGAGUCUGAGCUUUGCGGCAUCGAGAUGCGCAGAAUUGCCGGAGCUGGAUAAGGCCCGAGGCAUCUUCUCCUCCAGGUAUGGCAAGGAACUCGUGUCGGCGGCCGUGGAGCUGAGGAACAAUUGCCGUGUCAAUCCCAAGAUGAUUCAGAAGCUGUCGACCAGGCAGCCAAGCCUGGAAAUCCGACAGCGGGUGACGAAGGAGAUCGCUGCCGAGACGGGCAUCAAUCUUGAUUACUAUGAUCCUUGUACUGAGGAUGCAGGGGGAGAUCCACCAGUAAAUCUCGUACAGGAGCAGCUCAAAUCUGAUGAGAACCUUUCGAUGAGAACGCCUCAGAAGUAUGAAGAUGUGGCCAGUGCAGCGAAGGAUGCCUUCGAAGCAGCAGCCUUUGCUGCGGCAGCUGCAAGGGCCGCGGUGGAGCUCUGCCGAUCGGAGUCCCAAGGAAGAGGCUCUGAUCCCGACAAUGAAUCCGGUGGCCAAAGCAGAAUUGAGGAGGUGGAGGAGCCCAAGGCAGCAGCCAGCGUCGACAAUUCUGGUGAUCAGAUCCAUGGUUCAGAUUCAGAAGAGGAAAUAGAAGCAGAACAGCAUGAUUUGCUUGGGGAAGACAGGUUUAAGGAGAAGUUCGUCAAGCAGUUCCGGAGACCACCUUCUUGGAGCUCAGAUUCGAGCGAGGAAGAAGAUGAUACGAACGAAGAAGAUGGGGGGUGGCUCCAUGCAUCCUUAGGAGGUGGUUCACCUGACGAGCAUCCGGAAUCUUACUUGGGUCCUUCCUACAGCAGAGGGAACGAGAGAAGCAAUCCACCGCACGAAGCGAAGACAGAAUUAAAAUCCGGAACUGAAGGAAAGAAAGCCAUCUCCGUGAGGACCCGAAGAGGACUUUUCGAGUAGGACGGCUGAACGUGCGAGGAAGGAGCUUCAAUGACAAUGCCCAAAUAACAGAAAUCUUCCUUUCGCUCUUCUUUCCACUAUCUGAGACACUGUGAAUCGAGUCUUUGUAGGCGUGCAAACUUUGUACUCUGCUUUUCUGCUCGUGUGUUUUGUCGACGCAAAAUGAGGGUGGCGAUGCUAUUGUUCUGUGA
Molecule: messenger RNA, 1400 nt
Organism: Musa acuminata AAA Group (dessert banana)
Lineage: Eukaryota; Viridiplantae; Streptophyta; Magnoliopsida; Zingiberales; Musaceae
Exons: 6
Coding region: 1-1209 (402 amino acids)
Biological process (GO): protein transport
Source: RefSeq, a predicted model, not a curated record